UACAACACCCAGCCCAAACCAAAAUCUUUCUUUAGGGUUUCUGCUCAAUCUUAUAUAUCUCAAGCCAAAACCCCUAAAACAAAUUUUGCACCGCCACACACUCAGCGAGAGGGAGAGAGCGAGGUAGAGAGAAAUGGUGACUUACAAGUUUCAUCAGUAUCAGGUGGUGGGGAGAGCUUUGCCAUCGGAGAAAGAUGAGGCUCCCAAGAUUUAUCGGAUGAAGCUCUGGGCAACUAAUGAAGUUCGCGCUAAGUCUAAGUUCUGGUACUUUUUGAGGAAGCUGAAGAAGGUGAAGAAGAGUAAUGGUCAGAUGCUUGCUAUUAACGAGAUUUUCGAAAAAAAUCCUACAACAAUCAAGAACUAUGGCAUUUGGUUGAGGUACCAGAGUCGGACUGGAUACCAUAACAUGUACAAAGAGUACCGUGACACUACCCUGAAUGGUGGUAUUGAGCAGAUGUACACGGAAAUGGGUUCUCGCCACAGAGUUCGCAAUCACUGCAUUCAAAUCAUCAAGACGGCUACUAUUCCUGCCAAACUCUGCAAAAGAGAAAGUACCAAGCAGUUCCACAACUCAAAAAUCAAGUUCCCAUUGGUCUCCAAGAAGGUUAGGCCACCGACCAGAAAGCUAAAGACCACAUACAAGGCAUCCAAACCCAAUCUGUUUGUGUAAUUUCUUUUUAAAGUACAAGAUAUUUUCAGGAUACAAUUUUGUUGCCUGUAGUGGCUUAGCUUUUUCUGUAUUUGAUAUUCGGAUAUACUUUCAGUUUGGCAUAAUGGCCUGGAAAUGGAUCAGACAGAACUCUUGCUGUUUUAUUAAGUUUCACUUGGUCA
Molecule: messenger RNA, 831 nt
Organism: Daucus carota subsp. sativus
Lineage: Eukaryota; Viridiplantae; Streptophyta; Magnoliopsida; Apiales; Apiaceae
Product: large ribosomal subunit protein eL20y
Exons: 4
Coding region: 134-670 (178 amino acids)
Biological process (GO): translation
Cellular component (GO): cytosolic large ribosomal subunit; ribosome
Molecular function (GO): structural constituent of ribosome
Source: RefSeq, a predicted model, not a curated record